Molecule: messenger RNA, 9965 nt
Organism: Equus quagga
Lineage: Eukaryota; Metazoa; Chordata; Mammalia; Perissodactyla; Equidae
Gene: MYO15B
Product: myosin XVB
Exons: 62
Coding region: 59-9586 (3175 amino acids)
Cellular component (GO): cytoskeleton; myosin complex
Molecular function (GO): cytoskeletal motor activity; protein binding; ATP binding
Source: RefSeq, a predicted model, not a curated record
AGAUCCUGGGGGAGGAAAGAACGGAGGGGUCGGGAAGCCCCUCUUCAGUGGGCCCGCUAUGGGCAGGAGCAAGGGCAAGGCCCCCCAGCGCCCGGAGGCACCCGGGAGGCCGGCCUCGGGGGAGCAGGAGUCCGGGUCGGCCAGCGCGGACUGCGCGCCCAGCCAGGAGCGCCGACAGGGCCGCGGCAAGGCCCGCGGCGCGAGACGGGUCCUGGAGCCCGCCACCGCGGGAGGCCAGGGGACCCCCGGUCGCAGGAAGCCCACCGCAGAGGGGAACGGCGGCUGCACACGGCCAGGGACUGGGCAGCCCAUGGAGGGCCAGGAGAGAGGAGGCAGCGCGCGGCGUCGGGGACGCGGGCCUAAGGACAGCCGCGAGCCCGGGGACAGCCGUGCGGGGCGCGGGGCGGAGGGGAGUCUUCCCCGAGGAGAGCAGACGGGCGAGCGCGGCCGCUGCAGGAGGAGAGGAAAAGCGCGGGGACCCUCGGCUCGCCGGGGCGGCGGAGAGACCCGAAGCCUCGGUGGGGACAUGUCGGGCGGAGACGGGGGCAGCUCCUGCCCGGACAGCGAAGCCCGCGAGGCCCGGGAAAGCGGCAGUCAGAGCGGCGGGGCCCGGGAGCUGCGGCCCAAGUCGGAGCAAACGGACACGGGCUCCGGAGGCACCCAAACCGGGCCGGAGUCAGCGCUGGAGCUGAGCGAGCGCCUGAGCAGCGACGGCCCGAGCGGCAACGGCAGGGGUAGCGACGAGCCCCCCGCCGAGCCCCGGAGCCGGGAAGGGUCGUCGGGGCCGGGGCCCCAGGGAGCAACCGAGGAUUCCGGGACAGACACGAACUCGAGUCUGGAGGGGGCCGGCCCUGGACGGGACCCACGGGCAGCCCCAGGAACGGCGAGCCGGGCCACGGAGGCUGAGCCGGACCGAAAAGCCGCGGCCUCCAGCCCCCGCGAGGGCAGCCGCGCGCGCGUCCCCUGGAGCUGGCGGGCUUCUCGGGACUCCAGGUCGGCCCGGGACGCGAGAGACAACAGGACGCAGGCGGAGACUGAGCCGCGGGGCGCCGGGCCCGGGAGAACCGAGGUCUCGACUGCCCGGGCUCGGUGCCGCCAGGUCGGAAAGGUGGUGGGGAAGGUGCAAGUGGCGGCGGGGGAGAGCGAAGCGGGGGCUUCAGGGAGAGACCGGCCGGGGGACUCAGCGCCGCUGGUGGCCCUCGUGGCGCUCCGCAGCCUCCGCGCGAGGUCCCCGCCAGGCCCCGCUCCCCAGGCCGCAGGUCCCCGUCGCGCCGACCUCAAGCGGCGGUUCCUGCGCGUGGCCCGGGCCCUGGGCCUCCUGCGGUGGCUGCAGCGGAGACUCCGGCGGGCGGCAGGCGAGGGGCGGGGAGCCGGGCAGGGGGCGGGCGAGGGGCGGGGGGCGGGGCCGGCGGAGGGCGAGGGGCGGGGCCGCGGGCCGGGGCUGCGGCUCGGUCUAGCGCUGCGCCUGGCGGGCGUAGCUGGGCUAGGGCGACCGCCGAGGGCUCCCCCUGGCGACGGCCCGAGCUCCCCUCAGGUUGCGGAGACCCCUGGCCCCGACGAGCCUUCUGAGGACCAGGACCCGACUCCCGAUCCCAAGUUCGCGGUUGUGUUCCCCAGAAUUCACAGGGCGGGGAGGGCAUCUAGCAGCCGGAUUUCGGAGGAAGCGUCCGCGGACGCCCCCUCCGGGGAGGGGCGCGUUUGGGCCUGUGCAGAGGCUUCAUGGGACAGUGAGGGACGCAGGGCCAGUGGAGAAGAGGCGGACGGACUCCGCCGCGGCUCUCUUCUCGGCGUGACUCCCCCCGCUGAGUCCCCACUCGACGACAGCGGCUCCAGCAGCGAAGCGGAGCCCGAGACCUUGGAAGCCGAGGCUCCGGUGCACUGGGCGCAGGGCUCCGAACCCCGCGAGGACCCUGGUCCUGGCACCGCCGCACUGCUGCCCCGACUCGCCUUGGAGACCCGCCUGCGGCGGGAGAGGGGCCCGGACGCCUGCGGGUCCCCGAGGGAGCGGUGGGAGCCCGAGGAUGAGGCCGAGGAGGCGCUGGAGAGGGACCUGGAGCUGAGCCUCGGGCCGGGCCUGGAGGCGCCGCCCUCCCCGGGUGCCGAGGGCAGGAGCCUCGGGGCCGGCCUGGAAGACACCGAGGACCUGGCCCAACUGCGACCGAUGUGUGACAGCUCCGUGCUGCUGUGCCUCAAGAAGAGGUUUCACCUGGGCCGAAUCUAUACCUUUGGGGGACCCCUCCUCCUUGCUCUGAACCCCCACAGGCCCCUGCCUCUCUUCUCUCCUGAGGUCCUGGCCAGCUACCGCCCCAGGAAGGCCCCCAACACCACCCCACACAUCUUUGCCAUUGUGGCGUCAGCCUAUGGCCUGUCUCAGAGCACUGGCCAGGGCACGUGCAUUCUUCUCAGUGGGCAAAGCGGCUCAGGGAAGACAGAGGCUUCCAAAAGGAUUGUGCAGUUCCUAAGCAGCCUGGAGCAGGAGCAGAUGAGAGACAGGGGAUGUCAGCUGGAUGGCGUGCUGCCCCUGCUCAGCAGCUUUGGCCAUGCCAAGACAGUCCUCAAUGCCAACGGCAGCCGCUUCGGCCAGGUCUUAUGCCUCUGCCUGCAGCAGCCCCUGGGUUGCAUGCACCCUGGGCACCCCCACCCAGACUCCUGUGCCCACAGAGGGGUCGUCGUGGGAGCUUCUGUGUCACAUUAUCUGCUUGAGACCUCAAGGGUGGUGUUUCAGGCCCAGGCUGAGCGGAGCUUCCAUGUUUUUUACGAGCUGCUGGCAGGGCUGGACCCCAUGGAACGGGAGCAGCUCUCCCUACAGGGACCAGAGACCUACUACUACAUCAACCAGGGCCAGGCCUGCAGGCUCCAGGGCAAGGAAGAUGCCCAGGACUUCACAGGACUGGUGAAGGCCCUGCAGGUGCUAGGCUUGCGCCCUGAGGAGUUGACCACAGUCUGGGCCGUGCUGGCCUCCAUCCUGCAGCUAGGCAACAUCUGCUUCUCCUCUUCAGAGCGAGAGUCCCAGGAGGUGGCUGCUGUGUCCAGCUGGGCCGAGAUCCACACAGCUGCCCGGCUGCUCCGGGUGCCACCCGAGCGCCUGGAGGGGGCUGUCACCAGGAGGGUCAUGGAGACGGCCUAUGGCCAGGUCUGGAGAUCCCUGCCAGUGGAAAGUGCCAUUGAUGCCAGGGACGCCCUGGCCAAGGCACUGUAUUCGCGGCUCUUCACCUGGCUUCUGAGGAGGACCAAUGCAAGACUGGCACCGCCCGGGAAGGGAGGCAGCACGGACACCAUCACUGUCGUGGACGUCUAUGGCUUUGAGGCGCUGCGGGUGAACGGCCUAGAGCAACUGUGCAACAAUCUCGCCAGCGAGCGCCUACAGCUCUUCUCCAGCCAGAUGCUGCUGGCCCAGGAGGAGGAGGAGUGUCGGCGAGAGUUGCUGCCCUGGGUGCCCAUCCCCCAGCCUCCGUGGGAGUCCUGCCUGGACCUCCUAGCAGACCAGCCCCACAGCCUCCUGAGUAUCCUGGAUGCCCAGACGUGGCUGUCCCAGGCCACGGAUCACACCUUCCUCCAGAAGUGCCACUACCACCAUGGUGGUCACCCGUGCUACGCCAAGCCCCAGCUGCCCCUUCCUAUCUUCACUGUGCGGCAUUACGCAGGGACCGUCACCUACCAGGUUCACAAGUUUUUAAACAGGAACCGGGAUCAUCUGGACCCUGCCGUGGUGGAAAUGCUUGCCCAGAGCCGCCUCCAGGUGCUCCUGCUAGCCCUCUCAGGCCCCGCCCCUCUACACUCCGUUCCCCCAUUCUGCCCUUGCCUGGGCACUUCUGCCCAAGGGUCUCGCCCGCAAGCUCCUGGCACCUUGGGCCGUGGGCUGAGCUUGCCAGGGUCUGGACUCUGUGAGCAGGCCCACCUGGCUCCCCGGCCAGCUCAGCCCGCUCUCGCCCCACAGCUGGUGGGCAGCCUGUUCCAGGAAGCAGAGCCCCCGUCUGGGGGAGGUCGAGGCAAACCCACGCUGGCCUCUCGCUUUCAGCAUUCCCUGGGGGACCUCAUGGCCCAGCUAGGCAGCUUUAAGCCCCUGACUCCAGCUCUCACGGGCUCUGUCCCAUGGCCGCAGCAUCCAGGCCUCUUUGAUGUGGGACACGUGGCAGAGCAGCUGCGCCAGGCAGGCAUCCUGGAGGCUGUGUGUGCCCGCAGUGCCAACUUCCCUGUGCGCGUGCCCUUCCAGGCCUUCCUGGCCAGGUUCCGGGCCCUGGGGACAGAGGGGCAGGGAGAACCCUCUGACCGGGAGAGGUGUGGUGCCAUCCUGAGCCAGGUGCUAGGGGCUAAGUCACCCCUCUGUCACCUUGGAGCCACCCAGCCCUCCCCUCUGCCCCCAGGUCCUGCUGCAGGAGCCGGGCUGGCAGCAGCUGCAGCAGCACUGGGCCCAGCGGCGCUCGCAGAUGUUGCUCACCCUGCACCGAGGCCUCCUCACCUGCAUCUCCCACCAGCGCCUCCGCCUCCUGCCACGGAUGCAGGCUCGUGUGCAUGGGCUCCAGGCCAGGAUUCGGGUACCGGGUGUAAGUUUGGACUCCUCGCCACCCCCUCCCCGGCCUCCAGGAAGCGGUACCUCCUGCGGCGGGCAGCUCUGGGACAGCUGCACACCAUCCUGCUGGUGGCCCGGCCCCUGCUCUGGAGACGGCGGAGACUGCAGCUUGGGCAUUGGCGUGGCUGGCACGGCGGCAGGGCCUCCGAGAAAGUGCCAAGCAUGGAGCUAGGGCGCCUGGAGAUCCCGGCCGAGCUGGCUGUCAUGCUGAAGACAGCGGAAGGCCGUCAGCACGCCCUAGCAGAAAGCAUCACCGAGUCCCUGCCCCCGGAAGUCCCUGCCCGGCCCAGCCUGACACUCCCGCUGGACAUUGACCAGUUCCCCUUCUCCAGCUUCGUCUCCAUCAGCUUUCAGGAGCCAUCCUUGCCCAGCCCUGGGCAGCUGCUGGCCAAGCCCCUGACCCGACUGAAUGGUGAGAACCCUCAGCAUGCCCUGGAUAUCAACAAAGUGAUGCUGCGGCUCCUAGGGGAUGGGUCCCUGCCACCCUGGCAGGAGCAGAUCAUGGGUGAAUACCUGGUGAGACAGGGGCAACGCCGGCCGGGGCUGCGGGACGAGCUCUUCAGUCAGCUCGUGGCCCAGCUCUGGCACAACCCGGACGAGCAGCAGAGCCAGCGUGGCUGGGCCCUCAUGGCCAUCCUGCUCAGCGCUUUCCCCCCAAUGCCUACCCUGCAGAAGCCACUGCUCAAAUUUGUGUCCGACCAGGCCCCCAGAGGCAUGGCAGCUCUGUGCCAGCACAAGCUGCUGGGGGCCCUGGAACAGAUGCAGCUGGCCCCUGAGUCUGCACGGGCCCACCCACCUACCCAGCUGGAGUGGACGGCUGGACGGCGGCGGGGCCGCAUGGCGCUGGACGUCUUCACCUUCAAUGAGGAGUGCUACUCGGCCGAGGUGGAAUCCUGGACCACGGGGGAGCAGCUUGCUGGGUGGAUACUGCAGAGCAGAGGCCUGGAGGUGCCACCUCGUGGCUGGUCCGUGUCAUUGCACUCCGGGGACUCCUGGCAGGACUUGGCUGGCUGCGACUUCGUGCUGGACCUGAUCGGCCAGACGGAAGACCUGGGGGACCCGGCUGGUCCCCACAGCUACCCCAUCACUCCCCGCAGCUUAGCUGAGGACAUCCCCCCGGCCCCUGGCGUCCAGGCCCCAUCACUGCCCCCAGGCCCCCCUCCAGGUCCAGCCCCAACACAGCCCAUCAGGAGCCACACAGAUGGGUCCCAGACCUCGGGGAGCCUGGACGGCUUCCUGGACCACCUCUUCGAGCCAGUCCUCUCCGGGGGCAACAGUGAUCUGGAGCAAGGCUGGGCUCUGAGAGGCCGCAUGAAGGGAGGGGGUGCCAUGGGGCCCAUGCAGCCAGGCAGCUACCCCAUGGUGUACCCAGGGAUGGUGCAGAUGCCCGGAUACCAGCCAGCCAUGAUGCCUGCACCCAUGCCCAUGAUGCCUGCCAUGGGCGCAGUCCCCCCCAUGCCAGCCAUGGUGGUGCCACCACAGCCACAGCCACAGCCCCUGCCUCCCAGCGUGGAUGCGAGGCAGCUGGCGGUCCAGCAGCAGAACUUCAUCAACCAGCAGGCGCUGAUUCUGGCCCAGCAGAUGACUACCCAGGCCAUGACCCUGUCCCUGGAGCAGCAGACACAGCAGCGCCGACGCCAACGCCAGGCCCCAGCUCAGGCCCCUGUCGCUGAAGCUGCCUCCCCACCCCCACCCCCACCCCCAGCCAUCAUCCCCAAGCCCAAGAAGCCCCAGGUCCCCCAGGAGGAGCCAGAGCGAGAACCGGAAUCGGUGGAUGGCUGCCUGAGAGAGACCUUACAGGAGGCUGAAGACAGGCCCCAGCGGCCCAAGAGCUUCCAGCAGAAACGGGAUUAUUUCCAGAAGAUGGGGCAGCAGCAGAUCAAGGUGAAGAUGGUGAAGCCUCCGGCCAAGGUGCAGAUCCCCCAGGGAGAGGAGCAGGAGGAGGAGGAGGAAGAAGAGAGACCGAAAGCAGUCCCGUCCCCUCCUCCACCCCCACCCCCACCCCAGGUAGUGAAGAAGCCACUGACACAAGGUGGGGCCAAAGCUACGAAGGAGGCUGAGGCUGAGCCGACCCAGGAGGUGGGGCCUGGCAGUGAUCGGCUGGCCCAGGGUAGAGCUGUGGUGCGCAGCUCAGACCCUGCGCCCCAGCGGGCAGAGCCCAGCAGGGAGAUCCGAAACAUCAUCCGCAUGUACCAGAGCCGCCCGGGCCCCGUGCCUGAGCCUGUGCAGCCGUCCAGGAGGCCCCCCAAAAAUUUCAUGAAGAAAAACAAUCCUAAGGACGAGGCUCUGGCUAAGCUGGGGAUCAAUGGUGCCUACUCAUCCCCUGCGAUGCUGCCCCCCAGCCCCGGGAAGGGCCCCCCACCAGCUGUGGCCCCUCGACCCAAGGCGUCGCCACAGCCUGGGUCCUCCACCACCAUCAAGGAGAAGCAGGCACCCCUUCGUGAGGUGUUUGGCCCGACCCCACCCACUGCCCAGGCACCCCCACCUCCACCAGCGCCUCCACUGCCUCUGCCCGGGGACCUGGGGACCCCUUCUGCUGAGCCCCGUGGCUCGACGGUGCCCAUGGGGGACCAGGGGGUCUCCACCCAGCUGCUUGUGCCCUCCGGCAGUGUGUGCUUCUCCUAUGCCAGCACCUCCUGGAAGUUGUUCCUUCGCAAGGAGGUGUUCUACCCCCGGGAGAACUUCAGCCAUGCCUACUGCCUCAGGCUUCUCUGUGAGCAGAUCCUGAGGGACACCUUUGCCAAGUCCUGCAUCCGAAUCUCCCAGGAUGAGCGGCGCAAAAUGAAACACCUGCUGGGAGACCUAGAGGUCGGCCUGGAGUCACUUGACACCACUGAGGACAGUGUCAAGAAGCGCAUCGUGGUGGCCGCUAGGGACAACUGGGCCAAUUACUUCUCACGCAUCUUCCCUGUCUCGGGUGAGAGUGGCAGCGACGUGCAGCUGCUAGGUGUAUCCCACCGGGGGCUGAGACUGCUCAAGGUGACCCAGGGCCCCAGCUUCUACCCUGACCAGCUGAAGACUCUCUGCUCAUACAGCUUUGCUGAGGUCCUGGGUGUAGAGUGCCCGGACAGCUCUACCCUGGAGUUGUCACUGAAGAGUGAGCAGCUGGUGCUGCACACAGCCCGGGCGAGUGUCAUCAAGGCCAUGGUUGAGCUGUUCCUGAGGGAGCUCAAGAAGGACUCUGGCUACGUCAUCGCCUUGCGAAGCUACAUCACUGAUGACAGCAGCCUCCUCAGCUUCCACCGUGGGGACCUUAUCAAACUGUUGCCAGUGGCCACUUUGGAGCCAGGCUGGCAGUUUGGCUCCACUGGGGGCCGCUCCGGACUCUUUCCUGCCGACAUAGUGCAGCCGGCUGCUGCUCCAGACUUUUCCUUCUCGUCGGAGCAGAGGAAUGGCCAGCACAAGAGUCAGCUGCAGCGCAGAGAGUCAGGACUGGCUCAGUGGGAUAGGGCGCCGGAGCACCCCACCUUCCCUCAGAGCCAGGCACACAGUGAAGACUCGGAGGCCACCAGCCUACCCCUCUCUAUGGCCUACCUCUCUGUGUUCACGGAUUCCCACAACUACACCAUGCAAGAAUUUGCCCUGCGCUACUUCCGGAAACCCCAGGCCUUGCUGCACCAGACAGGUGGAGGUGCUGAGCAGAAGGCCCCGGCCAGCUUGGUGCAGUACACCAAGGCUCCCAUCCAGGAGUCGCUCAUCAACCUCAGUGAUGAGGGCAUGAACAGGCAGGCUGUGGAAAGCUUCCAGGCGCUGAUGCAAUUUAUGGGGGACCAGUCUAAGCCGCGGGGCAAGGGUGAGAUGGAGCUCCUGUAUGAGCUGCUGAAGUUGUGCCAGGAGGAGAACCUCAGGGAUGAGAUUUACUGCCAGGUCAUCAAGCAGGUCACAGGACACCCCCGGCCGGAACACUGUGCUCGAGGCUGGAGCUUCCUCAGCCUCCUCACCGGCUUCUUCCCGCCGUCAACCACUCUGAUGCCCUACUUGACCAAGUUUCUACAGGAUUCAGGCCUGAGCCAAGAGCUGGCCCGGACCAGCCAGGAGCACCUCCAGCGGACAGUUAAAUACGGGGGACGGCGGCAACUGCCCUUCCCGGGUGAAAUGCAGGCUUUCUUGAAAGGGCACACUGUCCGCCUGGUUCUAAUUCACCUGCCUGGGGGUGUGGAUUACAAGACCAACAUCCAGACUUUCACAGUGGCAGGAGAAGUGCUGGAGGAGCUGUGCGGGCAGAUGAGCAUCAUGGACCCCCAGGAAGUGCAGGAAUUUGCCCUCUUCCUCAUCAAAGGGGAAGGUGAGCUGGUGCGGCCCCUGCGGCCCGACGAGUACCUCAACAGCGUGAUGGUGGAUAAGGACGUGAGCCUGCACAGCCGGCGGCUUGGCUGGGAGACCCAGCUGCACUUCGACAAUCCCACCUACAUCAGCACCCACUACAGCCAGGUGCUGCGGGACUACCUGCAGGGGAAGCUGUUGGUCAGUGCACAGGCAGAGGACCUACUGGCCAGGCUGGCCGCCCUACAGCACCUCAGCAGGGCCUUUGAGGACACCCCCUCAGAGCAAGACCUGUUGGCUUACUUGCCAAAGACACUGCAAUGGCAGGUGAGAAGGGCCACCAUAAGGAUGCUGAUGGGCCAGGAGCUGAGGCGGCUGAAAGGAUGCACCUCCCAGGAAGCGCAGACCAGCUUCAUCGAGGCCGUGAGGCAGCUGCCCCUCUUUGGCUACACUGUCUACGUGGUGCUCCGAGUAAGUGAGGUGGCCCUGCCUGGACCUGGCUUCCUGGGGCUGAACCGCCAGCACAUCAUCCUCAUGGACCCCAGCUCCCAGAAACUGUGCUGCUCUGUUGCCCUGAGGGAACUGCAGCGGAUCCACCUGCUGAGCCCACUGGAGGAACAGGGGUCCCCUGGCCUGGAACUCAACUAUGGCUCGGCUGACAGCCCUCGGACCAUCUGGUUUGAGCUGCCACAGGCCCAGGAGCUGAAGCACACCAUCGCCUUCCUGAUGCACAGCGGCAUCGCCUCCGAUUAAUGGCCGGCCUCACCCAGGAGGAGUGGGGGAGGGGCAGAGAGGAGGAAGGGGCCUCUCCCUGGCCCAAGUCUCACUUGGAAAGUCUCCCUUGGGUGCUGUCAGGCCAUUUUGGUGUGGACUUCACCACUUGGCUGUUCUGGAACCUACCACAGCACAGCCCGGCUAGCCCACGUGGAGGCCAUGAGGCAGGAGCUGCUACAGUGAUGUCAACUGGGAAAGACAGCAGCGAGACUCCCUCAUGGUGGGCCUGGGGCGGGGCUGCAGGAACUCAGCUUGGGCAUCUGAUGUUGCCCAGUCUCAGGGAGAUGCCCACCUGGCCCCAGGCCCUGGCUCAAAAUCAGCAGGAACCCAGCCUGGGAGAAGCAGCUGCUAAAAUAAA